GACAAUCGCACAUCUCUAAUGAUCGGUUCGAAGUGUUGAAUUUCCCUGUGCCAUGGAAGGAUUAAGAUUCUUAGAAAAAUAAAAUCUGCACAUAAAAGAAAGCUAGACAAGAACAACACGAUGAUCUUCUGGGGGAACUGGGAGCGGUGCGAGAAACUGGGCCAGGGCGGAUUUGGCGAAGUGAUCCACUGGCGAAACCGGACUACGGGCCGUGAAAUUGCCACCAAGCACAUUAAGGAGUUGGAGUCCCUGGGUGCCGAUCAGCAAGUCAAGCUUAGCGAGCGUUGGAACAAGGAGUUAAACUGGUCCCGCCAGUUUCAAUACUUUCCCCACAUUGUGGCUGGCGUGAUCCUGGACAACGAGGAUCCGGCAUUUUUGGACUACUUGAAUGCAAUGCACAAGUUGCCUGUGAUUGUGUUGGAAUACUGUAACGGAGGAGACGUGAGGAAGCUUCUACAGAGCCAGGAGAAUGCUAAUGGUCUGACGGAAUUCGAGGUGCGACAGAUCCUGGGCGCCCUACGCCAGGCCUUGCAUUUCCUGCACUCGCAGUGUGGGAUUUGCCAUCGAGAUUUGAAGCCGGACAACAUAGUAAUCCAACGGGGAACUGAUGGCAAGAAAGUCUAUAAGCUUACCGAUUUUGGACUCGCUCGAGGAACUCCCGACCAGACCAUGGUACAGAGCGUGGUAGGCACCCGUCACUACUUCGCCCCAGAAGUGGUGGCGACGGGUUGUUACAACUCGGCCGUGGACUACUGGUCCCUCGGAAUAAUUGCGUACGAGCUGGCCACUGGUGAGCUGCCUUUCAUCCCCCAUCAAACCCCAAAAAACAUUUUAGUCAAUCUGAUGAAUAAGCCCGCCGAAUGCAUUGCUAUCACGGAGGAUCCAGAGAAUAAUAGUCGUUUUGUGAAUCAGUUCCAACUGCCACAGGAGCAUCAUUUGUCGGUGCCCUGGGCUGCUACGUUCACAAAAUGGUUACGCAGCCCGCUUAACUCAAACUACAAGGAACGCGGCCAACUAGCAACUGAUGAGGUACAAUCAGUUCCAGUCGUCUUCGCUGAGCUGGACAAACUACUCAAUAUAAAGGUGCUAACUAUUUUUGCUGUUAACUACUGCAAACGACUUGAAUACGCGGUCUCGGAGGAGAUGACUAUGAAGGAUCUAAUUGGCUUGAUUGUCAAGGACACCGGAAUGGACGGAAAGGAUCUUUACUCCGUGCUGCCAACUUCCCAUCCGCACAAAAAGAUUACGCCUGAAAGUCCGCCUUUGCAUUUGUAUGUGGAGGAGUGGAGUGACACAAGCAAAGAUUCACAAAAGUGGAAUAAGCGUAGCAAUCCACCUGUAAUGAUGUACAUCUUUCAAGGCAAGGAAGAGUGUGAAUACAGUGAACCACAAGUCAAUCUAUCGGUUCUCGCUCGGAAGUUUCUUGCAAACAAGAUUAAGUCGGGGGAAAGAUGGCUGCAAAAACGUGUGGUCUUGGAUGUACUCCAUAUGCUUACCAAGGAGCAAGCUAACUAUGAAAUGUUUGUGUCAGCAAUAAACGAGCGUGCGCUGUCACUGGAAGACGAAAUGAUUGAAAAUUCGAUCAUAGACAGCAGCAUCGAUAAGCAGCUUCACAUAAUCUCUUUUGCCUACGAUCAGCUUAUAAGUUUGCAAAAAGAAGCCCAAGCUAAGAUUCCGUCCUUUCAGCUUAACAGAAGCGUACAGUUGGAGAAGCUUACGCACAAUUACGAUGCCAUUAUACAAAUUGCGAAAUCCAUUAGGUCUCACUUGGACGCCUCCUUGCGGGGAGCCCAAAGCAUGGUUAAAAGCACCAGUCAACUACUGAAGGGGGUGUACGAGAAAGAUCUAUUCGAUUGCAAUCGAUUUUAUAAGGAAUAUCUCUGCAAUGGCGCGAAAAUUUCACCGUCAGGUUUGAAGAAAGUCGCCGAGCAGUUCGCAACCACUCGUUCCCAGCUUUAUAACAAGGGCGAGGCUAGAUCCCUGUCCAAGUCUAUCGAUCGCCUGCACUACCUUUAUUAUAAAAGCAAAGAGUCCAUACCGGCCCUCCUACAAAAAUUUUGCGACAUCAAGAAAGAGAUAUUUGAGCUUCACUUGCAGAUGUUGAUGCCAACCUCUGUCACACAAUAUCCGAUUCUUGAGCUAAGCUCAGCGAUGGACCGCCUUACUAUGAGCUCUAGCUUACCCAGCUCGGGUCCAUUUGACUCUUUAGGCACGAUAAAUGCUAUCGAAGAGGCUGAAAGGAUUAACAAGAUGCUUGUUUGUGAAAUGGACAUUGCUCGCUAUUAGUGUGCAUUCUGGUCGACCAGAAAUUUGUAUUUGAUUUUAAUCAAAAUCGCAUCAAUAUUUGUCUAUUCGAAGUCGUUGAAAUAUGUAUUUUGGUUUUAUUUUGUUAUCGCCGGCUCACCCAAUUGGCAAUUUAUUUAUGUAGCUUUAUUAGUUUUAUAAAAACAUGGCAUGCUCUCAUUUUGAAACGAAUUUUAUUUUGUUUAGU
This is a messenger RNA of Drosophila teissieri, 2491 nucleotides long. RefSeq names its product inhibitor of nuclear factor kappa-B kinase subunit beta (gene IKKbeta). Lineage: Eukaryota; Metazoa; Arthropoda; Insecta; Diptera; Drosophilidae. Gene Ontology annotation, cellular component: IkappaB kinase complex; cytoplasm. Bases 121 to 2286 code for a protein of 721 amino acids. The record is from RefSeq and is a predicted model, not a curated record. Gene Ontology annotation, biological process: peptidyl-serine phosphorylation; tumor necrosis factor-mediated signaling pathway; positive regulation of transcription by RNA polymerase II. Gene Ontology annotation, molecular function: IkappaB kinase activity; ATP binding. The transcript has 5 exons.